Messenger RNA from Cotesia congregata, 849 nucleotides. Lineage: Eukaryota; Metazoa; Arthropoda; Insecta; Hymenoptera; Braconidae. The record is from the annotation of a GenBank genome assembly.
AUGGCUUGUAGGAAGUUAAAACUUUGUCGAUUAGAUCAGUAUAUUUUCCAUAAUGUAACAGAUGUGGAAAAUUGCCGUCAGAAUUCGAAUCAUUUAACAGGUUUUAGCCCUGCAGCCUGUUUUACAUUUAACCUUCCGUCAGAAAUGCAAUACGUUGAUGUAACUUCAGCUGAUCUUUGGUUUUACAAAGAAAAUGAUGAGAACGAUGUAUAUGGUCAGACAUUUGUUUUAUCAGAAUUGGAUCAUUGGGAUCAAGGUGGAAGUUUUGAAAAAAAUACUAUUAUGGCCAUUUUUGAAACAUCAAUUGAAGAAGGUUGGGUAAAAACUGAUGUUGCAUUUACGGUAAGAAAAUGGGUAGAACGGCAGAUACUUAAUCACGCAAUUCAAAUAGCAUGCAGCACAUGUUCCAUUGAUCGUGAAACUGCUCCGGUAUCUGCAGAACUAACAUUGAAGCCUUUUUUGGUAAUUCAUACAUCACCAUUGCUACCUAAAAAUCGACCGAAAAGAAAUUCCAAUUGUCUACCAGAAAUGAAAGAAUGUUGUCGUGAUCAACUUUAUAUAAGCUUUGAUGAAAUUGGCUGGAGCGAUUGGAUUCUUCACCCUAGUGGAUAUCAUGCUUAUUUCUGUCGAGGCUCAUGUUCAUCUGCAGCAUCGUUAAUUAUGAGUGGUUCACCGUACAACAAUAUUCUUCGAAAAUGGUUAAUGAAAAAUGGCGGACAAAACGAGAUUGUGCCUUGUUGCUCGCCGACUCAGCUUUCACCAAUUCAGCUUCUCUACGUAGAUUCAAACAACACGAUAACCCAAAAAACACUCCCUAACAUGGUUGUAGAAGCUUGUGGUUGCAUGUGA